This is a messenger RNA of Heterobilharzia americana, 7813 nucleotides long. The record is from the annotation of a GenBank genome assembly. NCBI's taxonomy places the organism in Eukaryota, Metazoa, Platyhelminthes, Trematoda, Strigeidida, Schistosomatidae.
UGGGAAUGUAUGUAUGAUCUUGUUGAUAGUUUUAACGAUAAUAAAAAGAUAGGAAACAAUGAAUAAUGAAAUAAAUCGUGAUAUUCCGUCAAGUUCUGUUCAUAUAACACGAGAUAAAAUGAGUCAUAGUGGAAAUGCUACGAUGUAUGACAGUACUACAACCACCACAACCACUACCACUACUAGUACAUUUCCGAGAUAUCAAGGUAGAACUUUAAAUAUUGCUGAUGAAUGGAUUCAAGCAACUGAAGCAAGAUAUGAUUCAAUGGAGAAUUUAUUACAAUCUGUACGUCGAGAUAUAGAUGUACUAACUGAACGUAUAAAUCAAACUACUCCAACAUCACCUGAAUUGGUUCGAUCAAUCAAGGCGAACUCUAUAACAACGACAAAACCUAUGACCACAACAACAGGAAUUAUUAAUAAACAUACAGUUAUUGAAAAGAAAUCACCAAAACCUUCAACAAAAUCCCUACCUCCAUUACUAUCUAAUCAAACAGAUUUAUCAGAUGACUUAAGGUGUAUGAAUGAAAAGCGUUCUUCAUUUAUGAAUGAUACAGAUGAAUUUAUGGAUAUACGUAUACGUUCAAUGGAAAAUUCAUUUCAUCGAUCAGGACAUGGUGAUCAAAUUAAUGAAGAAGAUUUAUUGGAUUGUGACUUUGUACAUCAAGUUGUUGACAAUUCUACUUCUACUACUACUAGUAGUAGUAGUUAUGAUCACAUUGAAGGAGAAAGGUAUCUACAGAAGACAUGGAGAUCUCCAUCAGAUUUCAGUUUACAUGAUCCAUUCUACGAAAAUUCAUUUACUACUUUCAAUCCACAUGUCAAUGUGAGUGGUAUCCAUCAAAACCAAGCAAGACAUUUUAUUAAAGUUACUGGUAAAUAUAAUGAGUUUGUAAAUACUGACGAAGGUGGUGAAGAUGAAGAAGGAGAAGGAGAUGAAAUACCUCACUGCGAUCUUAGUACACAUGAUCAUCACUCUAUCAUAGAAACUGACUUAGAUGACUAUCAACCAGAUAAACAGGAGAACAGUACCACAGAAUCAGAAAGUAGUAGUAUAUCACCAGCUAUUUCACCGACAUUUAGUAAUUUUGUAUCAGAUGAAGUGAAAUUACAUAAUAUAAUCAUCUCAAAUGAUGAUACAAUCACAUUUCCAAUCAAUACUAAUUAUUCACGGAAUAACAAUAGUGACAAUAAUAACGAUGACAUUGAUAAUGAUUAUAGUAGCGAUAAUAAUCUUAACAAAACAAUAAAUAGCGAUGACUUCCAACUCUAUGAUAAUGGUCAUUCAUUAACAACGAUUGAUGAAGCUUCAGAGGAAAAUGAUGAUGACUGGUCAUCGUCUGAACAUGAAGCAUCUAUAAAUGAAGGUAAUAAUAACAAUACUUUAGAAAAUAAGCAACAUCUGUCUAAAAGAAAUAAUAAUAAUAAUAAUAAUAAUAAUAAUAGAGGAUUUAAUUCUACACCUGCUUAUUCUAGACAUAAUCAAUUAUCGAGUAAUCAAUCAAUAAGUCAAGAAUUUAAACUAUCAUCUAAUGAUAUUACUAGUCAACAAUAUCAUAUUAUCAGACAAGCUGGUCAAGUUGAAGCAAUAAGAUUGAACUUGGAAAAUAACAGAAGUCAUAAACAAUCAUUUAUUUUCCAAGAAAAAGAUAUUACUACAAGUGAAUCAGAUUUACAAACACCUGAAAUUAUUAUACUACGACCUAAAAAGACAGAUAAUUCAACAGAGAAUAACGGGAAUUUUAAAUCACGUCCACUUUCAGCUGAUAUAUUGCAUAAUACUACCAGUGCUACAACUACUACCUCUACUGCUAUUAUUAAUAACAAUAAGAAUUUGCAUAAAUCUCAUUCAGGUUCAUUAGUUUCAAUGUUAUCAACAAUAAGCCAAGAAAGUGUUAUCAGUGAAGCAGAUUCUUAUGUAACUGUAUGUAGUCGACUUAUUGGUACAGGUAGUGAAGAGGCUUAUACAACAGCACAAAGUGAUUCUGAUGGAUUUAUUGAUCGUACAUUAUAUGCAGAUUCAUGUACAGAUAAUGAUGAUUGUCAAACAUUAUCACGUAAAAAGUCAAAAUCAUUACAUCAUCGUAAUCAAAAGCAUAAAAUCAAUACAGAUCAAAAUACAGAUAGUCAAUCAGCAUCUGAUAUUGAAGAUGAUGAAGGUGAAGGUGAUACAAUCCCAAAUGAAUCUACAUUAACUACAUCAAUGUCAGUAACUGUUGUAACGCCUAAGUUUACUAAACUACCAUCAAAGUUGACUGCAUUCACUAAAACAUCUUCAGAAUCAAAUGAUAAUGUCAAUGUAGAAACAUCAUAUAUUGUGGAUGGUAAUCAUACAAAUAAACGUAAGAAAACCGGUAGAAGUUAUGAAGAGUUGACAGUUAGCAUAAAAAAUGAAUCAAAUGAGACAGAAGAUACUGACAAAAAAGAAAUCCUAUCAGUCCCAUAUAAACGUGUUGCACUGAAACGACCGAAUCGUCCAAGCGAUGCAACAAACUUAUUGAUAGGAACACUACUUAAUUCAGAUUCAGAAAAUGAGUGUAAUGACUCAGCACCAAGUUCUCCAUCAUCCACUUCUUCAUCCACUUCCUCCUCGAAUUCCGAUGAAUUAAAUGAAGCCCACUAUGAUACUUCACAACCAGAAUCAUGGGUUAAUACAAAUUUUAAACAGUUAGGUGGUAUCAUUGUACCAAAUACAGUUUAUCGGCCAAAUUUGCAUAUUGCACCGAAUGAAAGAAAAAUUAAACGUCUGUCGAAAAUUGUUGAAACAAGUCAAACUUCACUAACUGAUGAUAACGAUAAAGACAAUCAUUCAAUUGGAACUUCAGAUGAUAAUUUUUCAAAUACAUUAAAUACAAAUAAUAAAAUCAAUCCAUCAUCAUCUACAUUUUCACAGAAAGAGGAAGCUGUAGUUGUUGUACCUAAAUUUUCUAACACAUAUUUACCGCCACUACCUACAAAUGUAUUUAAAUCUGAUACGUUUAAACAAGAAUUGAUCAAUAAGAAUACAAGGGCGUUGACUCAAUCUGACAAUUCAUUGGUUGAAAAUAAUGAACCAGUCACACCCGGUGUACAACAUAAUAAUGUUAAUGACCAUCAAAAUAUUGUUAUCAGUAAUCAAAGAAACCAAAAAUUGCCAAUCAGUUGUUUGAAUAAACAUAAAGAAAACAGUGAACAACAACAGUUAGAAAGAGAUAAUAAUAAUAAUCUAGAGAAAGAUGAAGAAACAUUGACUGAAUGCGAAAAAGAGAAUUAUUCCAGUACACAUGUGAAAAACGUGGAUGAUUAUAUCACUAGAAAUAUUGAAACACCAAAAUCACAUGAAAUUAUUUUAGAAGAAAAAGCAGUGUCAGUAGAAAAGGAAUCCAAUGAGAAAGAAAUUGAUGUAAAACAAACAGAAAAAAUGUAUAAUGAUAUGAGAAUAACUCAAAAAUCAAGAUUAUCUCCAGUGUCGUCAUUUACUAGAAAAGAACACUUUUUUCCAAAACAUCUAACUAACAAUGAACCCCAAUUAUCAGUGGAAGCGAAAUCUGAUCAAAGGCAUAAUGGAUAUAACCCGACCACUGGAAAUUACAAUACACAAAAUGCUUACACAUCAAAUCUAUACGACAACAGUUUAACAGAAUCAUUGUACAAACAUGAAAAAUUACAAUCAAGCCUACGAAAUUCAUGCCAAAAUGAACAUGGUUACUAUAGUGGAUAUGAAAAGUUUGAAAAUAAUACAUCUUUGAAACCAAUAAAUCGUAUAUUACGCGUAAGUGAUGAGACGAAAUUCAGCAAACCACAUGAAAUGCAUAUGGAGCAUUUCAAUGAACACGUCUAUGAUAAUGAAUUGGAUGAAUACAAUCGAUUAAGUAGACCAUCUAACAUUGCCAUAAGACAGUCAAUACCGAUGGCAUCAACUUCAUCAUCAUCAAUUUUCGCUAAAUCACCAUUUAUUGUGGAAGAUCGUACAAGGCGUAUUGAAAAUAGUAGCUCAUUGUUACAAGAGAAAGAAGUUUCUACUAAAACAGCUUCAUUUGAAACAAUUAAUGAACCUAUAUCUGAUCAUCAUCGCACACAGUUGUGUUCCCCUACAGUAAACUUUGCACGAGGUGAUAUUCAACUGGCAUCACAGAGAAAAAGUCGCAUUUUACAAGGUGAUGGAGGAAACUUAAAUUACUCAGUUAGUUAUAUACCCGGACCAAUACUACCUAACCCUCAGAUGCCACAAAAGACAUUCGUAGACAACCAGUCAAUAAGUAAACUAGGUGAAUCUAAAAGCCUUAAAGAAAAUGAAACCAAAGUAGUAGAUGUAACUGGGAGAAGCACUGAUGAAGAAACUAAUGUGUGUCAUUUAUAUGAAUCUGUUUCCGUGAAAGAUGAAACUCGUAUGCAAACAACAAACCAUGAUGAGAUAAACAAAAGUCCAGGCGAGAAUCUAUGUCUGUCACCAUCAUCUCAGAGCUAUAAAAUAGAUACAAGUGUUAAUGUAGAAAAUGAAGAGUCAUACAGAGUAAGCAUACCGAAGGAAAAUACUCAAUCUAGUCUAAAGUCUCGUAUGAAAGUAAUUCAUACUCCCAUUGACUUUUCAUAUAAACAAAGACAAAUGAGUCCAAGUCCACCUAGGCAACGCCAUAUUCUUCUGCCUCCUAGCUCGAUUACUUCAAAGCCUCCUUCUCAGUAUCUUCAACGUACAAAAUGGCAUUUAAAACCAAUACCAACUGAUGAAGAAAUACGUGAAAGACUAAGAAGUUCUAGUCGUAAAAGAUAUGAAGAACGUCAAUCACGUUCAAUACAAAAUUCUCAACCUAUAACUUAUCGUCCUCGUAGUUCACGUUCUGAUUCACGUUAUAGAUUUACAGAUAUAGAUUCAGCUAUUGCUCAGUCAAAACUUGAUACAAAUGAAGCAGUAAAUCAAUUGACUACAGAAAGUGAAUCACAUUCAGAGGCAAGACAAUCUGCUUCAUUAUUUGAUUUAGAUGCUCAAAUUCAAAAAGCAUAUUCACCAAUUCUACCAAAUGAUAAUAAAAUUAAUCAUAUCGAUAAAAUAUCAAUGAAAAAAUCUCUUGGUGAUGCAAAAUCGUAUAGUUCAUUACUUGAAACAGAUAUUGAUACAGGUGAAAAUUUUCAACGAUCAAUUAUUCUUGAAACAGAUUUAGAUAAAUUGAAUACACAGAUAAAUGAUAAAUCAUUCGAUACUCCACUUAUUGAUACAUAUCAAGAUAGAACACGUAGUUUAUAUAAUCUAACAUUUUCAAAUACACCUGGAUCAUUUCGUCGACAAAAAUCGAAUGAUUUCAAUGGAAGUGUUACAACUCAACAGAAUGAAAUUACAUUAAUACAAUCAUCAAAUGAUAAACAAUGGGAAAAAGCUAAAAGUUAUCAAGGUCUUGUAAAUAAUAAAGAAAAUGAAGUACAAAAAUCACAAUGCCAUUAUGAAAUAGGUAAAAAUAAAAGAAAAUCAACAAAUAGUGGUGCUCAAGGCUUAAUUGAUCGUUUAAAAGAGAAAGCAAGAUCAACACAUGAAUUACGUGUAGCUCAAUCAUUAACAAAAUUACAUAUACCUGAAUGGUUAGAUAAAGCAAAUUGUUUACAAACAUCAGAUAUUAUAACAUCAACAGGUAAGGAAUCUAGAUCAGAAAUAAAACAAUCAAAUGAAAAAUAUUUUCCUAAUACAAUGUAUACACCUAGAUCAUCGAAAUCAGUUCUCUCCUCACUUAGAUCAUUAUCAAAUACGUGUAAAUCAAAUGAUAAUUUACAAUUGACAACAAUGAAUUCAUCAUUGAAAAUAAUUGAAACAUCAAUUAAUAAAACAAAAACUGAACAAAAUAAUCAUUUACGUCCUAUUCAAUCAAAAUUGAAUAAUUCAAUGCGUUCAUUAUUAAAUGGACAACGAUAUAAACCGGAUAAUAUACAAGAUAUAGAAAUACAAAUUACACCAAAAUAUAAUAGAAAUAUUGGUCAAGGAAAAUUAAUUGAAUUAAAUCCACAAGAUUUUAUACCUAAAUAUGAACAAAGAUGGAAUAAAGAAAAAUUGAAUCAAUUUAAUCGAGCUACAACUGAACCUUUAGAAGUUUAUAAUAAUCAAAUAUCAUUAAUGCAUACAUCAUCAUAUUUAAAUGAUUCUCAAAUAAAAAUAUCUCAAUAUGAUACAAUAAAUAAUGUGAAGAUUAUAUCUUCACCAAGUAUUUACACUAAAAAUUCAACUUCAAUAUUGAAUAUAAAAGAUGUUGAUCAUGAUUCUGUGAAGAAUUUAAAGAAUGAAAUUUCAAUUGAAAAUGAUCUAAGUGUAGAUAAUUCUGAGAUUAUAAAUAUAUCAGAUAAAAUUUUAAAUAAUGAAUUUUAUUCAGUAGAUGCUGAAGGUGAAAGUGAAUCUGAGGUAACAGAUGGAUUUGAUCAAAUAUCUGAUUUAACAUGUUUAACAUCAUUACUUGAUACAUGUUCAUCAAGACAUCGUAGUCUACUUGUAAAUCGACCAUCAGCACUUGAACAUCUUUUAAUUAGUGUUGGUUGGUGGCCUAUACAUCCAGAAGCUGAGCAUCAUUAUCUACCUCCUACAGCAGCAGAAGCUAUUUCUAUAGCAGCACAUGAAUUUGAUGUUAAAGAUGAUUCUCAUCGUUAUGAAUAUUUACAAUUUAUUUCUGGACCAAAUAGUUAUAAACCAUUAAAUCUCGGUGAAUUUGGAUUAAAUCAACUCUCCGGUGGAAUUGCACGUCAUCCUGUUGAUGGUUUACUCUAUAUAAGCUGUGGUAGAUCUACAUGCUUAACAAAACCUGUACCAGUUUCACAAGCUUCAAAAUGGUGUGCUUGUGCUAAUUGUUUUACAUUAUAUUGUUCAAGCAAAUGUAGAGAAGAAUGUGAAAAAAAUCCACAUGAUCAUCCUUUGAAUUGUUCAUUCUCAAGAGCAAAAAGAGUAUGUAAUCGUUUAUUACGAAAUCUUGCACCUGGUCAAUUAACAGGUCUUACAGCACUUGCUAAAACUGGAAUGGCUCGUCUUGGAAGAGGUGGAAUACUCUUAUCCUUUUCAUUAAUUAAACAUGCUGAAAUAUUUUUACAACGAUCAUUGGAACAUUCAUUUAUAAAUGAACAGUUGGAUGAUGCAUCUACAGAGAAAGCUGUUCAAAAGUGGGAAAAGUUUCAUCAACCAAGUCCUGGUGGCUUAAUGGCACCACCAACGUAUUUAACACUUGGGGAACUACAAGAGUUGGAUUCAACUAUUGCCAAUCCAUGUAGAUCAUAUAAUCCAUCUUUAAGUAUGGUUUUAAUUGUUGUAGUUUGUGCAUAUGAGCUGAAUGCUCGAUCAGAUGGUCGACCAGUACAUUUAUUUAAACAAAGUUUGAUAUUGCCUUUUCCAUCACAUCAAAACAUGAGAACUAAGAAUGAAGUGAAUACUUGUCAACAUAAUGAAAAAAAUACAACACUUCAAACAAAUAUUACAAGUGGUAAAUCAGAUAAACAAGCAAUGGCUGCUAGAGAAGCUUAUAUGCUACGUUUACAACGAAUGCUACGUGAAAGAGGUGUCAGUUUAAGACAUCAUUAUCCAGAAAUAUAUACAAAAAUUGCUCAUUUUGUUGAAAGUGGUAUCCCAUUCACCACUAUACGUAUUACAUUUGAUGAUUUUCUACUUCAACAACAAGUGAAUUGUAUUAUUCAACCAAUGAAAGAUUUGUACAUAGAACCAGUUAAUCAAACUUAUGAAAAUGAUCAAAAUUCUAAACUAUUAGAAAUCAAUAAAACAUCAAAUAAUAUACAACAAUCGAAAUAUAUAAAAUGCUCAAAAUCACAAGAAAAAUCUUUAGUUAAUCAUCAAAAACUAAAUGAAACAAAUUUCUAA